This is a messenger RNA of Perca fluviatilis (European perch), 855 nucleotides long. It is a transcript of the gene spi2, whose product is annotated as Spi-2 proto-oncogene. The record is from RefSeq and is a predicted model, not a curated record. Lineage: Eukaryota; Metazoa; Chordata; Actinopteri; Perciformes; Percidae. The coding region runs from base 56 to 718 and encodes 220 amino acids. Gene Ontology annotation, molecular function: DNA-binding transcription factor activity, RNA polymerase II-specific; sequence-specific DNA binding. The transcript is spliced from 5 exons. Gene Ontology annotation, cellular component: nucleus. Gene Ontology annotation, biological process: regulation of transcription by RNA polymerase II; cell differentiation.
UGAUAUUCUCCCAAACUGAAAGGACUGUACUGCAUCAGAAUCAGCCUCAUCAGUGAUGAAUUCUUUCCAGGAGACUCAAUCAGACUUGGAGGUGAUCUUAGAGUUCCUAGAGGAGUACUACAGACAAAACACUGGAGACAAUGUGGACAAGAUGUACUUGACUGCAGGUGUGCCUGUAGAUGAAAGAAGUGCAACUGUGGAUGAUGACUCAUGCGAGCGGCGCUGGACGUGCUAUGAGCAGCCUAUUACCAAACCUGCACUUCAGCCUUUGCUGGCACGCGACGCCCUUCCAGCUCUCAGCCAUAACACAACAGCAACAUUGUCUGAGCGUGGGUCACUGCCAAACUCUGUAUCAGCAAGACAACCUGCUAAACACACAGCGGGGAGUGGUGGAAAGGUGCGACUCUUUCACUUUCUGUUUGAGAUGUUGGAGGAUCCGACCAUGGCCCACUGUGUGUCCUGGGUGCCAGCAGCCGCCGGCGUUUUCCGCUUUUCCUCCACAAACAAGGACCAGGUGGCAGCACUGUGGGGGCAGAGAAAGGGCAACAAGAGGCCCAUGACUUACCAGAAGAUGUCCCGCGCCCUCAGGAACUACGCCCGGUCCGGAGAGAUCUUCAAGGUGAAGAAGAAGCUCACCUACCAGUUCAGCCGAGAGACACUGAUGUCACUGCAUAAGUUUCAACAAGGAGAUUUGUUACGUGGACGAGAUUUUGUGUAGCUCAUAUCAUGUCAUAUACAACUCUACAUGAGCUUUAUCUUUCCAUUAUGAAUGAGACAGAUUCACAAAUCAGUUUGGUCAUGCAUUGAGUUUGUGGUGUAAAUAAUUAAACAGAAAUAAACAUAUUUUAACUCUUA